GAAUGUGAAUCAGUGAAACACUCAGCAAAGCACAGCUUGAAAGAACAACCGAUUUCAAAUAAAGGCCCCAAGGAAUAGGAAAACACUUCUAUACUGAAUUUUCUUCCAACCUAUACAGAAGGAUUUGUUUUGAAACCUGUUUUUUGGAUUAUCUGAUACAAAACUUUUGGAUUAUAGUUUAACAUGGCAUCCUAUUUAAACUGGAACUAUCAUCUAACGGUAUUACUUAUUCUUGUUACUUGUCUCACAGCGGAACCUGAUUUGGUGACAAUAGACUUACAGAAAGAAAUGGAAGUAGGGACAACAUACAAUAUCACCUGCAAUGUUAAUAACGUGGCUCCUGUACAGGAUCUUAUGGUGAAAUGGACAAGAGAAGGGGAAGAGAUCAACACUAAAUCGUUUAAACAGGAGACCAAAAGGGGAAUAACUAAUGUUUCAGUGACACAUGAAAUUGUGGCUCAGCGAAGUGACAAUCUUCAGAACUUCUCCUGUAGUGCCUUACUAAAUGUGGAUAAAACACGCAUUACAUCUUCUAGUGCAACAAUUAGGACAUAUGAUUUAUCUGCAGAACCUCAGAUCCUCAUAAAAAAAUGGAUUCAGAAAGGAGAUACAGUGCCAGCAACAUGUAAAAUUACAGACACUUUCCCCGCUGAAAAUGUUAAAAUACAAAUAUUAUUUAAUAACGCUGAUGUCCUUGUGAGAACCGAGCAGGAAGCAAAUGGCACAGUGCUGGGACACGCAAAUCUAGAUAUGAAUCAUUCUGGAAUUUAUGAUGUUACAUGUCUUGCAAGCUUACAGGGCCUUUCAAAGAAAACCAAUGAGACUGUAAAUGUUUAUGAGCCCUUUGAAGUCUAUUUGAAUGUUUCCAAACCAACCACUUUGCUCAAUGACUCUGUACUAGUAGAGUGUGAGCUAAUAAAAGGAAACGCAGAGCUCUACAAUAUAGAGAUCAGAGUAAAUGGGCAGAAGAAGUGUAAGGUUGGAGAUCGCCCAUUUGUCGUCUGUAAUGUUACAGCAGACAGACGAGUGCCCAUGGAAACCAUAGAAUGCGAAGCUCAUCUCAAAGGAGAUCCAGAUAUCAAGUCGGUUGCAAAGAAAAAUGUUAUUGUGCAUUAUUCUCCAGAAUUCAGAGAGGAUUUAUGCAAUAACUUUAUUACCCUAACAGAAGGAAAAGGAGCAAUCCCUUGCAAAGCUGAUGGAAACCCUCUCCCUAAUGUAACUUGCUAUUUUGGUAACUGGUCUGUCAUGGCUGGGACAUUAAUAGAGGUCACAAGGAAUCUAUCUGGGACAUUUAGAUGUGAGGCUUCAAAUAAACUGGGGACAGCUGAAAAAUCUCCAACUCUUUCAGUACAAUAUCCUCCUGACAAACCAAGUUUAGAAAUAAACCCCUCUACAAAUAUUAAAAAAGGAGAUACUGUCAACCUAACAUGUCAUGCAGAUGCCUAUCCCAAAGCAAGCUAUACUUGGGACUUCCCUACAGCUGACAUCAUUUACUCUGCAGAUCAAAGCACAAUUGUCAUUUCAAAAGCGACAUCUUCCAAUGAUGGAACCUACAUCUGCCGUGCUUCAAACACGCUCGGGACCAGACAAGAACAAAGGAGUAUAUUAGUAACUGAUGUUACUUUAUAUUGGACUUUAGUUGGGGUUGGUACCGCUUUAGGUAUUUUCCUCAUUACGAGUCUGGCAGUUUAUUACAUAAUGCAACAGUAUAAAAAGGGGACUUACAACUUACUGAAGUUUAAGCAAAAGAAAAAGUGCAAUGAGGAUAUUCCAAUGGACCCUUUUCCCAAAGAAACAAAUCAAGCAUGCUGAGAAGAAGCUGGGUAUAAGCAAAUUCAAGGACUUCUAUUUUUUUGUGACAUUUAGUUUCAGUUUGAUCUUGCCAUGGAAAAUGACAAUGUUCUUACUUCAGACAAGGGCCUCCUUUUUGUGGACUUUACAAGCUCCGUCUUCAUUGUAUUUAUCUUCCUGUAUUUAUGCCCCUCUAAAUGAUAUCACAAUUUGUACACACGAUUGACUGAUUAGUUUUGCUACACAGGUGUUGUGGUUUAAUCAUGUUGAUUUGGUCAUUUUUGUAUGUUUUAUGUACCUGUAGGAACACAGACAAAUGGAUAUAAUGAAAUAAUUAAAUGGACCUGUAAGCUAACAUUUUUCUUUCAUAACUCAGAUAGAACCUACAGUUUUAACCAACUUUCCAAUUUAAUUAUAUUAUCAAAUUUUAUCCAUUCUGUUUUUUUCCUUUAUUGGAGGAUCAGCAAUGCACUACUGGGAGUUAGCUUAACGCAUUAGAUGAGUCAAUGACAAGAGACAUAUAUUUGCAGCUACCAAACAGCAGUUAGCUCCAGCAAUUGCAAUGCAGCUCUUGAGUCUUCCUAGGUAUGCUUUUCAACCAAGGACACCAAGAUUAUUAAGCAAAUUAGAUAAAUGGGGUAAACUAGAAAGUUAUUUAAAAUUGCAUAUUUCCAUCUAAAGGGGAGGAGAAUACACGGCUUCAUUCAUUACUAUUGGGAAUUAAGAACCUGGCCAUAUUAACAGCUCCUACAGUAAUCUGCGUUGACGAGUUUCGCAGACUGCUUUCUUCUCUCAAAUCCAUGUCAGGAGCAAUGCUACGACCUGUCACACUUGAAGGGCUGUGUUCCUGUUCCACGGUAUAGAUUUUGGUAAGAUUGUUUAAUUUUUUAUUACAUAAUGAUAACACAGAAGAUAGGGUCACAGUGUGGCGCCUUUUAUCUUUGUAGAAUCAAGGGUUAAUAUUCCUGGUAAGGGGAUUAUUGAACAGGGAGGGGUUUAUACAGGAUUGUGUUUAUUGUGUCAUUGCUGCGUUUGUGCGGGAUGAGGCUCUGGCAAUGUGUGGAACUGUCAGGUUCAUUUUCGGGAGUUUUGCGCAGACUUUUUUUGGCGUGUUUUCUCCUUAGGCAGGGGCGGUCCUGCGAGGCAUUCCAUGUGACUGGGUGGGGCUUCUUCACUUCCUGUCUGAUCUGCGACGGAGGAGACAAAGCGGUUUCUGUAGUCUGGGUCAUAGGAGGUGGUGAGUGCCCCGGCCAUUGGAGGUUAUAAAGGUGCCUGUUAUUUUCUAUUCAAUCCUAAUAAAAGCUAUGGAGGAUUCUGACACGUUAUAGGGUACUCCCUCUUUUACAAAGUCUCAUACCUGUGUUUAUUGUGAGGUUCCGGUAGACCAGCCUGCUCAACUAUGUUCCACAUGCCUUGAUAAAGUUGCAACAUCUAAAAAUAAAAGAAUGUCCAGUACUACUGAGCCGUCCACCUCUGAGGGUUCUCCGUCCCGUGAGGUGUGUUCCCUGCUUGCUCUCCCCCAUUGCACAUGCAGCGCCCCAGAGUCCAACUGUUACUCCUUAGGGAGAGAUUUGUUGGCCGCCAGAUUUUGCGGAUCAACUGCAAACAGUGGUAUCGAAGCGUAGGGCAUUUCAGAGCGGCCCAGGAGUUGUCUGCGCCCAUGGAAACUUCUGAGGGGUGGUACAAUGACGAGACCCAUGUCAGGUUAGGAAAUGUCCAGAAGAAGACCCAAAUGCUAGGGUGAACUUAAACAACACCCUUGCACUUUACCCUGAGUUUAAUCCAGGAUGUGAACCCACGACAACCUCCAAAAAACAAUGUACUCACAAUAUGGAGCAGGGUUAGCCUGUGUCCAAAGUAAUUCAAGAUAACAGCCAGAUAGACUUCUGAAUAAGGAACUGGUUUCAGGAAAUGUCUUCCACAGAAUCAGGAGAGCAGGGAUAGUCCACUUAUACUCAGACAGAAGAAGGGUAAAACAAGAAACAGUUAAUAAUGCAGGAGUAGGUAAUUUGUUAUCAGGCAGUUUGAGGGUUAACACUGUGUAGUCAGUCCUUGCAGAGUUUGCAACAGGUUAUCAGCCAGUUUGAGGGUUAACACUGAAUUGUCAGUCCUUGCAGAGUUUGCAACAGGUUAUCAGGCAGUUUGAGGGUUAACACUGAAUAGUCAGAACUUGCAGAGUUUGCAACAGGUUAUCAGGCAGUUUGAGGGUUAACACAGAAUAUUCAGUACUUGCAAAAUCUGGCAACAGUAUAUCAGGUAGUUUGAAGGUUAACACAGAUGAAUCAGUAAUUGCUGAGUUUGGCAGUAGGUUAAAAUGCAGUUUGAGAGUUUCACAGAAUAAACAGCAUUUGCAGAGUUUGGCAGCAGGUUAAAAAUGCAGUUUGAGAGUUUCACAGAAUAAACAGUACUUGCAUUGUUUGGAAACAGGUAAUCAGGAAGUUUGAAGGUUAACCCAGCAUAGUCAAUCCUUGAAGAGAUUGGCAACAGAAAAUCAGCAGUUAGAGAGUUUCCACAGCAAAUUCCUCACAGAAGCCACAAAGAGGAACAAACAAACGGGCACUGAAGAAACAGGAAGCCCGGAAUAAAAAGCCUGGUCGUGACAUCAUCAGGAAGGGGCGGCUCAGACUACCUGUCAAUCAAGCACACAGAAAGGACUGCCAGAGCUUCCCAGCGGCCGAGCAUGACAGUGCCCCCUCCUCAAGGACCCCUCCGGGGGACCCGACCAGUCCUGGCAGGGUAUUUCUUGUGAAAACACUUGGCAAGAGCUGGAGCAUGAACAUGAGAGGCCGGUUCCCAAGAUCGUUCAGAGAUAGGAUAACCCUUCCAAUGGACCAGGUAGUACAGCCGAUUGCCCCGUAGCUUGGAAUCCAGAAUCUGGCUGACUUCAAACUCAGAAGUUCCCUCUACGGAAAGUGGAGGAGGUGGUUUACUCUUGAUAGAGUACCAAUUGUAGAUGACUGGCUUGAGUAGGGAGACAUGAAACACUGGAUGGAUCUUGAGAGUCUUGGGUAAGGCCAGGCGGUAUGCAGAAGAACAAACUUUGGAAACAAUUCGAAAAGGUCCAAUGUACUUAGGACCCAACUUAGUACAAGGUUGUUUUAGACGUAUGAAUCUGGUGGAUAAAAAUACUCGGUCUCCAGUACGAAGUAAAGGAGCCUUGCACCUUCUGCGAUCAGCAUAUUUCUUAUGUCUUAAGGAAAAACAAAGUAGAUUUUGACGAAUGAGUUGCCAGUGGUUACUGAGAUUUUUCACUAUACAAUCUGCUCCAGGGACUUUAGUAGAACUGGUAAUCAUAGGAAAGGUUCUAGGUUCAAAACCAUAAGCUGCCUUAAAGGGAGAGGUCUGUAAUGAGGCGUUAUAACGUGAGUUGUGAGCUAAUUCCGCCAAAGGCAAUAACUGAGACCAGUUGGAGUGGUGAUGGUCUACAUAAUGUCUAAGAAAAGAUUCCAAGGCUUGAUUUACAUGCUCAGUCUGUCCGUUGGAUUGAGGAUGAUGUGCAGUAGAAAGAGAUAUGUUGAUUCCGAAAUGUGCUUACAAAAAGUCCUCCAAAAUUUGGAAACAAAUUGGACUCCACGAUCUGAGACUAUGUCAGUGGGAAAACCAUGUAAACGAGAUAUAUGUAGAACAAAGAGUUCAGAAAGUCUUUGAGUUGAAGGCAAGCCUGGAAGAGGUAUGAAGUGAGCAGACUUGGAGAACCGAUCCACCACUACCCAAAUGGUCGUAUUUCCAGCAGAAACAGGAAGAUCUGUAACAAAGUCCAUGGAUAAGUGAGACCAAGGGUAAUGAGGAAUAGGAAGAGGGUGUAAUAGACCAAACGGUCAAUGAGAAUAUUGUUUGUUCGAAGCACAAGAACUACAAGCAGCAAUAUAAUCCUUAACAUCCCUCCUCAUAGUGGACCACCAAACAUGCUGCUUCAGUUUCCACAAAGUAUUGGUUACUCCAGGAUGACCUGCUGAAAUGUUGUCGUGAGCCCAAUGUAGAAGCUUAAGACGUAAUCCUUUAUUAUUAUCGGUUAUUUAUAGAGUGCCAACAGAUUCCGCUGCGCUAAUCCUUUGGGUACAUACAGGAUACCAGAAGGUAGUUUGCAAGAAGAUGGUACCCGGACUUAAGCAGCAUGUAAAGCCUGUACUGGAAAAGAAGAUACUUGAGCCAAAACAUUGACUGGACUUAGUAUAGGUUCAGAAUCCAAUGGAGAAGGUUCAGAAGAUUGGAACUGCCUAGAUAAAGCAUCUGCUUUGGAAUUUUUUGAACCAGGAACAUAGGAAAGUACAAAAUUAAACCUGGAGAAGAACAAGGCCAACCGAGCCUGACGAGGAUUGAGACGUGUAGCUGUUUGAAGGUAUAAAAGAUUCUUGUGAUCUGUCAGAAUGAAAAAAGGUUGACUGGUACCCUCUAACCAAUGCCUCCAUUCUUCCAAAGCUAAUUUUAUAGCCAAAAGCUCCUUAUUGCCCACAUCAUAAUUUAACUCGGCAGGAUUUAAUUUUUUCGAAAAGAAUGCCACAGGAUGUAUCUUGCUGGUAGUCGGAUCACGUUGGGAGAGAACAGCUCCAGCUGCUAUAGAGGAAGCGUCAACCUCCAAAAUAAACUGGAGAUCAGGAAUUGGAUGACUUAGAAGAGGUGCAGAAGAAAAUGCUGAUUUUAGCGUUUCAAAAGGCUGUACUGCCGAAGAGGACCAGUUCUUACAAUUUUGCCCUUUCUUAGUAAGAGAAGUGAGUGGAGACAUGAUGUCAGCAAAGUUCUUUAUAAACUUUCUAUAGUAAUUGGCAAAGCCAAGAAACCUCUGCAGGGAUUUGAGAGUAGUUGGUCUGGGCCAGUCCUUGAUAGCCGAAAGUUUAGCAGGAUCCACCUCAAAACCUGAUUCAGAAAUGAUAUACCCCAAAAAGGGAAUGGAACUCUGAUGAAAAGAGCAUUUCUCCAAUUUAGCGAACAGGGAAUUGUCUUGUAACCUCUGAAGUACCAGUCUUACAUGAUGUACAUGUUCCUGUAAUGUUUUCGAAUAGAUCAGAAUGUCAUCGAGAUAAAUGAUAACAAAUUGAUUUAGAUAAUCUCUUAAGAUUUCGUUAACAAAGUGCUGAAAUACUGCUGGUGAAUUGCACAAUCCGAAUGGCAUUACUAGAUACUCGUAGUGACCAAAUCUAUUGUUAAAUGCCGUCUUCCAUUUGUCUCCUUUACGGAUUCUGACCAAAUUGUAGGCCCCACGGAGAUCUAACUUGGAAAAAAUAGAAGCACCUUGAAGACGAUUAAAUAACUCAGAAAUGAGCGGCAGAGGAUAGCUGUUUUUGACAGUAAUCUGAUUCAAGGCCCGAUAAUCAAUACAGGGACGAAGACCUCCAUCUUUUUUCCCAAUGAAGAAAAAACCCGCACCCACAGGUGAUGAGGAAGGACGAAUAAAUCCUCUGGCUAAGUUGUCCUUUAUGUAUUCCUCAAGAGAGACAUUUUCUUGACGAGAGAGGGGAUAGGUCCUUCCCUUAGGUAGAGGAGCCACUGAAUACAAUUCGAUAGGACAGUCAAAUAUCCGGUGUGGAGGUAACGUCUCAGCCUCCUUUUUAGAUAACACAUCACUAAAGGCAUGAUAGUAAUUAGGCAAUAAAUCAGGAACUUCCACCAUAGCUGCGACAGGACAAGGUGGUUUAGAGGGAUUUUGCAGGCAAUGUUUGAAACAGGAAGUUCCCCAGGAAAUAAGUUCUCCUUUAGACCAUGAGAAAACUGGAUCAUGAAGCUGCAACCAAGGUAACCCCAGAAUCAAUGGUAUGUGGGGAGAAGAGAUGACAUCAAAACGAAUAAUUUCAGAAUGGAGUAUGCCCACAGACAAAAGAAGAGUAAUGGUAGAAUGUUGUAUGAUACCAGAACCUAGAGGCUGUCCACUAACAGUAGUUACCUUAAUUAACUGUUUCUUGGCUUUAAGAGGAAUCCUGAGAGAGUCAGCAAAGUUUGAAUCAAUGAAAAUUCCAGCAGCUCCAGAGUCGAUGAGAGCUUGAAACUUGGUGUUUCCAAAAGUGAUAGUCACAGGAACAAAAAGUUUAGAAUUGAGGGAAGACAUGGGAUUCUGGCUUAACUCUGUCCCUCUAUCAAAAGUUAAGCCUUGGCUUUUACUGGCCGGAUAGGAAAUGUCCUUUGGCACCACAAUAGAGACAUAAUCCAAGAGUACGCCUUCUAUGGCGUUCAGCUUCUGACAAUUUAAUAGCUCCUACUUCCAUGGGUUCCACAGACUCAGGAGAUUGGGAAUUAUUAUUAGAAAGACUUGAGGUUCGAAUAGGAGGACGAAAAGAAGAUUUAACAAAGGAUCUCCGAUUCCUAUCUCUCUCCUGAAGACGUUCUGAAUGCCGGGCGUCAAGAGUAAUAAACAAAUUGAUAAGACCCUCCAAUGAAUCGGGGAGUUCCCAAAAUACAAGUUCAUCCUUAAGGCGUUCGCAAAGUCCUUUGCGAAAGGCUGCCCAUAAGGCUCCAUGGUUCCAAUCAGUUUCUGCGGCUAAAGUCCUGAAUUCAAUAGCAUAUUGAGCUACCGAAAGGGAUCCCUGUCUCAGAUCCAACAAUCCUGCCUCUGCAGCUGCAGACCUCCCAGGCUUGUCAAAAACAGAAGAAAAAAUGGACACAAAUAAUUCCACAUCCUGUAGUAAAGGAUCAUUCUUCUCUAAAAGAGGAGACACCCAGGCUAGAGCCUUACCCUUCAUGAGGGAUAUAAUAAAGGUGAUUUUGGAAGUAGAAUUGAAAAAAACUUGAGGAUUGUUUCUGAAGUGUAAACGACAUUGAUUAAGGAAUCCACGGCAUUCUUAGGGAUUACCGUCAUAUUUAUCAGGAAGUGGGAUUCAUGGCAUAUACUGUCCAACAGGUUGAGGUGGAUUCAAGCAUUGGAGCUAGUAGCAGCUGCAGCAGGAGUCACCGUAGCUUGAGAAGGAGCGGAGAGGUUAUGUAGCAGAGCAGUAAUCUGGUCAAGCUUGGAAUUCAAAGUUUGCAAAUGAGCAGAAUGAUUUCCCAGAAGUAGCCCUUGUAGAGCCACAGCCCUGGAUAACUCAUCAGGGUCCAUAUUAUGGCCCGUUUGUACUGUCAGGUUAUGAAAUGUCCAGAAGAAGACCCAAAUGCUAGGGCGAACUUAAACAACCCCCUUGCACUCUGAGUUUAAUCCAGGACGUGACCCCACGACAACCUCCAAAAAACAAUGUACUCACAAUAUGCAGCAGGGUUAGCCUGUGUCCAAAGUAAUUCAAGAUAACAGCCAGAUAGACUUCUGAAUAAGGAACUGGUUUCAGGAAAUGUCUUCCACAGAAUCAGGAGAGCAGGGAUAGUCCACUUAUACUCAGACAGGAGAAGGGUAAAACAAGAAACAGUUAAUAAUGCAGGAAUAGGUAAUUUGUUAUCAGGCAGUUUGAGGGUUAACACUGUGUAGUCAGUCCUUGCAGAGUUUGCAACAGGUUAUCAGGCAGUUUGAGGGUUAACACUGAAUUGUCAGUCCUUGCAGAGUUUGCAACAGUUUAUCAGGCAGUUUGAGGGUUAACACUGAAUAGUCAGAACUUGCAGAGUUUGCAACAGGUUAUCAGGCAGUUUGAGGGUUAACACAGAUUAAUCAGUACUUGCUGAGUUUGGCAGUAGGUUAAAAUGCAGUUUGAGAGUUUCGCAGAAUAAACAGCAUUUGCAGAGUUUGGCAGCAGGUUAAAAAUGCAGUUUGAGAGUUUCACAGAAUAAACAGUACCUGCAGUGUUUGGCAACAAGAUAUCAAGCAGUUUGAAGGUUUACACUGAAUAAACAGUAUUUGCAGAGUUUGGCAGCAGGUUAACAUGCAGUUAGAGAGUUUCACAGAAUAAACAGUACUUGUAUUGUUUGGAAACAGGUAAUCAGGAAGUUUGAAGGUUAACCCAGCAUAGUCAGUCCUUGAAGAGAUUGGCAACAGAAAAUCAGCAGUUAGAGAGUUUCCACAGCAAAUUCCUCACAGAAGCCACAAAGAGGAACAAACAAACGGCACUGAAGAAACAGGAAGCCCGGAAUAAAAAGCCUGGUCGUGACAUCAUCAGGAAGGGGCGGCUCAGACUACCUGUCAAUCAAGCACACAGAGAGGACUGCCAGAGCUUCCCAGCGGCCGAACGUGACAGCCCACUCUGACGCUUCGGAGGAGGCUCCUUCUGGGUCUGAAUCCGUGUCAUCUAAACCUCCGGCUGCGGAGGAACCUGGCUAUAGGUUUAAGAUAAAGAAUUUGCGCUUUUUGCUGAAGCAAGUGCUUGCUACUCUGGAGGUUCCGGACCCAAAGUUUCUGGAAGAUCCUUCUAUUCCUAUGCUAGAUAAGGUUUAUGAGGACAGGGUGGUGCCCCAGACCUUCCCGGUUGCUGUAAAGAUGGCAAACAUUAUCAAGAAUGAAUGGGAGUGAUUAGGUUCUUCCUUUUCCCCUUCUUCUUCCUUUAAAAAACUGUUCCCUUUCCGGACACUCAGCUUGAGCUGUGGGGUACCAUUCCCAAGGUGGAUGGUGCUAUCUCCACGCUCGCGAAGCGGACAGCUAUUCCCCUAGAGGAUAGUUCGUUGUUUAAGUAGCCCAUGGAUAAAAAAUUGGAAAACAUGUUAUGAAAGAUGUUUCUUCACACGGGGGUUCGUUUUUCAACCAGUGGCUGUAGCCGCGGUUGCCAGAGCUGCAUCAUAUUGGUGUGAAUCCCUGUUUGAGAUUAUCGAGGGUGAACCUUCUCUCAAUGAGGUACAGGAAAAGAUUAAGGCGCUGAAGGUUGCCAAUUCUUUCAUCUAAGGUGUCAGGUUGUGGCUAAAGUCUUGUUCUGUGGACAUGACCUCUAAGUUGCGGUUGUUGUCCCUUCAUUUUCAAGGUAAGAUCCUGUUCAGUCCAGGCCUGGAUUCGAUCAUAUCCACGGUUACGGGAGGCAAGGGAGACUUCCUGCCGCAGGAUAAAAAGGUUAAUCCUAAGGGAUCUACUUUUUGUCCCCUUCGUGCAGACGAGGCCCAGUGCCAGCAGCCCGCCUCUAAAGUGGACCAGUCCAAGGGAUCUUGAAAACCAGCUCAGGCUUAGAACAAGUCCAAGCAGAACAAGAAGCCUGCAGAGACAAAAUCAGCAUGAAGGGGCGGCUCCCGACACGUCUCCGGACCAAGUAGGGGACAGAUUGUCUCUAUUCUUCAACGCCUGGUUGCAGGACAUCCAGGCCCCUUGGGUUCUGGAGGUGGUCACCCAGGGUUACAGGAAAGGGUUCAAGUCCCUUCCACCCAGGGGCAGAUUCCUCUUGUCAAACCUGUCUUCAAGGCCUGUCUUCACAUUCUAGAAUGUGUGAGGAAUCUCUCCUCUCUAGGUGUUAUUGUACCAGUACCACGAGCAGAAAGGGGUGAAAUCGGUUUGUGGUUCCAAAGAAGGAGGGCACGUUCUGCCCGAUUCUGGACUUAAAAUGUUUAAACUAAUUUCUGGCUGUUCCAUCGUUCAAAAUGGAAACAAUCAGAUCCAUUUUGCUUCUAGUUCAAGAGGGGCAGUUCAUGACCACAAUAGACUUGAAGGAUGCCUACCUUCAUGUUCCAAUUCACAGGGACCACUUCAAGUUCCUCAGAUUUGCGUUUCUGGACCAGCACUUCCAGUUUGUGGCUCUUCCCUUUGGUCUGGUAACGGCUCUGAGAGUCUUCACGAAGGUUCUGGGGGCCCAGCUUGUAGUGGCCAGACCCAGGGGCAUUGCUGUGGCACCCUACCUGGACAACAUCCUUGUUCAGGUGCUGUCCUUCAGCCUUGCAGAGGACCAUUCAGAUUUUUCUCACAGAUCAAAGACGCAGGAAAAUUGCGUCCACCUGUCUUGCCCUUCAGUCCUCCGAGAGCUCCUCAGUGGCCCAUUGUAUGGAGGUAAUUGGGCUCAUGGUUUCCAGCAUAGAUGGCAUUCCAUUCGCCAGGUUCCAUCUCAGACCUAUUCAAUUGUGCAUGGUGAGUCAGUGGAACGGCAAUCAUUCAGAUCUAUCACAGCUGAUAUCCAUGGAUGCACGGACUCAGAUCUCCCUUUCUUGGUUUCCGGAGCAACUGUCCAUGGGGACAUCCUUCUUGAGACCAACCUGGGUGAUUGUGACCACGAACGCGAGUCUGGCGGGAUGGGGAGCUGCCAGGAUGGCACAAGGAAUAUGGUCUCUGGAGAAGUCUCUCCUUCCGAUAAAUAAGAACUGUGAGUGAUCUACAAUGCUCUAAAGGCAUGGCCCCCUCUGGUGUCAUUCAACUUCAUAAGGUUUCAGAUGGACAACAUUACAUCAGUGGCUUACCAUCAGGGGGGUACGAGGAGCUCCCUAGCAAUGAGGGAGGUGUCUCAGAUUCUGGAGUGGGCGGAGUCCCACAGCUGUUCACUCUCAGUGAUCCACAUUCCUGGUGUGGACAACUGGGAGGCAGACUUUUUCAGCAGACAAAACUUUUAUCCGGGGGAAUGGUCUCUUUACCCCGAAGUGUUUGCAGAGAUUUGUCUCAGAUGGGGACACCAGAGAUCAAUCUCAUGGCAUCCAGACUUAAUUGCAAACUACCCUGAUACGGAUCAAGGUUGAGGGACCCUCAGGCAGAGCUGAUAGAUGCAUUAGCGGUGCCUUGGGGGUUCAGCCUAGUUUUCCUUCAUUACCACUUCUACCUCGUAUAGUGGCACGUAUAAAACAGGAGAGAGGGUCGACCAUUCUGAUUGCUCCUUCGUGGCCAUGGAGGACGUGGUUUGCGGAUCUGGUGGGAUCUCAUCCUCUCCGACGUGGAGGUUACCCAGUCACAGGGAUCUGUUGGAACAGGGUCCCUUUCAACAUCAAAAUCUCGAUUCUCUGUGGUUGACUGUGUGACAUUAAACGCUUAGUCUUAGCCAAGAGAGGGUUUUCUGAAAGUGUGAUUGAUACUCUAGUUCAGGCAAGGAAGCCAGUCACUCGGCUCAUCUACUAUAAGGUGUGGAGAACUUACUUGUCCUGGUGUGAGAGACAUGGAUAUCCUUGGCACAAGGUGAAAGUGUCCAGGAUUCUAUCUUUUCUACAAAAUGGUUUGGAGAAGGGACUUGCCACUAGUUCCUUAAAGGGACAGAUUUCGGCCUUAACAUUUCUAUUGCAUAGGAGACUUGCUGAGCUCCCUGACAUUCAAUCUUUUGUUCAGGCUCUGUCUAGAAUCAGGCCUGUCUUUAGGCAGUCUGCUCCUCCUUGGAGCUUAAACUUGGUCCUUAAAGUUUUGCAGAAGGCUCCUUUUGAGCCUAUGCAUUCUCUUGACCUUAAGAUUAUAUCCUGGAAGGUUCUCUUCCUGUUGGCUAUUGCAUCGGCACACAGAGUUUCCAAACUGGCUGCCUUGCAUCAUGAGCCUCCUUAUUUGUUUUUCAUGCCGAUAAGGCUGUUCUUCGCAUGGGCUUGGGGUUUCUUCCCAAGGUGGUGUCUAACCGUAACAUCAAUCAGGAAAUAGUAUUUCCUUCUUUGUGUCCUAACCCUUCUUCUUCUAAGGAAAGUUUACUUCAUAAUCUGGAUGUGGUUCGUGCCUUGAAGGUCUAUCUUCAAGCUACAAAGGAUUUCAGACAAUCUACGUCUCUGUUUGUGGUGUAUUCAGGGAAGCGCAGGGGACAGAGGGUUUCUGCUACUUCAUUGUCUUUUUGGCUGAGGAGCUUGAUCCGUCUGGCUUAUGAGACAGUGGGACACAGGCUUCCUCAAAAGAUCACGGCUCAUUCAACUAGAGCGGUGGCUUCGUCUUGGGCCUUCAAGAAUGAGGUCUCUAUGUAGCAGAUUUGUAAGGCGGCUACUUGGUCUUCCUUACAUACUUUUACAUAGUUUUACUAAUUUGACGUCUUUGCUUCUGCAGAAGCUGUUUUUGGGAGGAAGGUUCUGCAGGCUGUGGUGCCCUCAGAUUAGGGGUCCGCCUUUUACCCUCCUGGUUUCAUUAAGUGUCCUCUAAAGCUUGGGUUCCCAAUAGUAAUGAAUGAAGCCGUGGUCUCUCCUCCCCUUUAGAUGGAAAACAUAAAUUAUGCGUACCUGAUAAUUUUAUUUCCAUCGUGGGGAGGAGAGUCCACGGCUCCCGUCCAUAUCUCCAGUGGAUGGACCAAAAUUUAAUUUUUCUUCUCCUGGCACAAUUUAUACCUGAUAUUUCUCCUACUGUUCCUUGUUCCCUCGGCAGAAUGACUGGGGGAUGAGGGGAGUCUGGGAGGUUUUUAAGCCUUUGGCUGGGGAGUCUUUGCCUCCUCCUGGUGGACAGGUUCUUAAUUCCCAAUAGUAAUGAAUGAAGCCAUGGACUCUCCUCCCCACAAUGGAAAUAAAAUUAUCUGGUAAGCAUAAUUUAUGUUUUUGGAUUUGCAGUCCCUGCAACUAAUAAGCUAUUUUAAUAUUUUAUUCUAAUAAUAUGUGUCCAAAUAGUGAUAAUUCUGAAUUGUUAUUUGCUUUUUAUUUUUCAAUAAUCUUAGCAGUUAAAUGAUUCUUGCAUCUUACAAGAUCAGAAGCACACAUUUUACAAAUUGGUUAUGCCAGCAUUUAAUCAUAGAUUGCAAAAACAUGAUGUAAUAAAUACAUUUUUUACAAACACUAUCCUACUGCUGGCAGCUGCAUUGGAGUACAAUGAUUUAAUUAAAGGAAUAGUCUAGUCAAAAUUAAACUUUCAUGAUUCAGAUAGAGCAUGCAGUUUUAAGCAACUAUCGGAUUUACUCCUAUUAUCAAUUUCUCUUUGUUCUCUUGCUAUCUUUAUUUGAAAAAGCAAGAAUGUAAGCAUAGGAGACGGCCUAUUUUUUGUUCAGCACCUGGGUAGUGCAUUAUGAUUUGUGUAUAACUGUAGCCACCAAUCAGCAAGCGCUAUGCAGGUGCUGAACAAAAAAUGGUCCGGCUCUUAUGCUUACAUUCAAAUAAAGAUUAGCAAAAGAACAAAGAAAAUUAAUAAUAGGAUUAAAUUAAAAAGAUGCUUAAAAUUGAAUGCUCUAUCAGAAUUAUGAAAGUUUAAUUUUGACUAGACUGUCCAUUUAAGCUAACAUUUUAUUGUUAUUUAGUUCAGAAUUGGUAUAUAGCCCUUUUAUAAAGUAAGAUAUAAUUAGAAAGUACAUUAUCAGUAAAUUUUAUUCUGUGUAAAUCAUUUUAAUUCAGAUCUUUUUUUUUCAGUUAUAUACAAAAUCACAAUACAAACUGAGGACUGUGUAUUCUUAUUCUUCACUUCCCAUAAAGUUUUCUUACACUACUAAUUUCUAUUUUAAAGAGUCCACCUUCCUUUAUAUAAAGAGUGUGAUAUGAUCUAGGAACAGUUAAUUUGAUGAAUGAUAGUUUUUUAUUAUUUAUAAUAUAUUCAUUGUAAAACAUGUUCGCCUAGAUUACGAGUCUUGCGUUAGCCUUAAAAAGCAGCGUUGAGAGGUCCCAAUGCUGCUUUUUAACGCCCGCUGGUAUUACGAGUCUUGCAGGUACAGGUGUACCGCUCACUUUUUUGGCCAGACUCGAAAAUACCGCAAAUCCACUUUACGUCUAGGGAUGCACCGAAAUGAAAAUUCUGGACCGAAACCGAAAAUUCAGGAUGCCCUUGGCCGAAAACCGAAACCGAAAAUGACCUUUUUCCCAAAUGAUUUUAAAAUAGGUUUUUUUCUAUAAUUGUAUUAAUAAUAUUAGACUUUUUAAUGAAUUUAAUUACUCUAAAAUUAAAAACUACAAGCCAUUAAAAUAAAUAACCACACUUUUAUUGAAAGUAACUCACCAAAAUUAGACAGAAAAUAAACUUAAUAAACCAAUAUAAAUAAAAAGCUGUUAAAUCUGUUUCCAUUAUAUAGGACUGAAUGAAGAAUAAUUGUUGAUAUUAAAUAGUGCUCCAGAAAUGGGUUGGCUUCUAAGCUUACAUUCCAACUUUUUAAAAUAAAGAUACCAAGAGAACUAAGAAAAAAUUAAUAGAAGUAAAUUAGAAAGUUGUUUAAAAACACAUGCUCCAGCUAAAUUAUGAAAGAAAAAUUUUGGGUUACCUAUCCCUUUAAACAAAUCUCUGUAUAAGACUCUUCUAAGUUUGCUAUUGAUAUUUGUUUGUUGGAAGCUCAUCUUUUACUGACAGUUCUCUGUAUAAGGCUCUUCAGUUGCUAGCACCUCUCUGUAUAAAGCUCUCCUGUUACUAAACAUCUCUCUUUAUAAGGCUCUUGUUACUAGCACCUUUCUGUAUAAACCUCUUCUGUUACCAACAUCUCUCUGUAUAAGGUUCUUGUUACUAACAGCUCUCUGUAUAAACCUCUUCUGUUACUGACAUCUCUCUGUAUAAGACUUCUGUUACUGACAUCUCUCUGUAUAAGACUUCUGUUACUGACAUCUCUCUGUAUAAGACUUCUGUUACUGACAUCUCUCUGUAUAAGAUUCACCUCUUUUUCCGCCGAAAAUUUCGGUUGCCGAAAUUUCGGUGCAUCCCUAUACUAAAUCAAUUGAAAAAGAAGCAGACUAACUAAAAGGCUGACUAGAAAAUAUCACAUGGACAUCUAUAUUUUAAAAAUAAAGAUAUUUUACAUCAAAAUUCCUUCCGCUCACAACAGACUUCUGUUACUGACAUCUCUCUGUAUAAGGUACAUCUGUUACUGACAGUACUUUGUAUAAGGCUCUUCUGAUACUGGCUGCUCUCUGUUUAAAGCACUUAUGUUACUGUCUUCUCUCUGUAUAAAACACUUGUGUAAAUUACAACUCUCUGUAUAAUCCUCUUUGAAUGACAGCUCUCUGUAUAAUGCACUGGUGCUUAUUACAGCUCUCUCUAUUAAUAGGGUACCUUAGUGCUUUAUACAGAGAGAUGUGAUUCACAGAAGUGCCUUAUACAGAGAGCAGCCAAUAAGUACCUUUAUAUAGAGAGAAUCCAGUAACAGAAGUUCAUUAUACAGGGAGCAGACAGUAACAGAAGACCCUCAUACAACAAAGUGGUGUCAGUAACAGAUGUGCCUUAUACAAAGAGCUUUUAGUAAUGUAAGAUCAUUAUACAGAGAGAUGUUAUUAGUAAUAGAAGUGCAUUAUUCAGAGAGCUAUCAGUCACAUGAGUGCCCUAUAUAAAAGAGAGAGCUGUAAUAAGCAGCAGUGCAUUAUACAGAGAGCUGUCAUUCAUAGAAGAGGCUUAUACAGAGCUGUAAUUUACAGAAGUGUUUUAUAGAGAGAAGACAGUAACAUAAGUGCUUUAUACAGAGAGUUGUCAUUCACAUAUGUGAAUGAGAGCUCCCUGUUUAAGGCACUUAUGUAAAUGACAGUUCUAAUAGUUUAACAUUUGCUAAAUACUUGUGCUCUAUAACAAAACAUAAAAAAUAGUGGAUCCUUAAAAGCAGCAUUAGUAAUAUCUUUUAACUUCAGUUCCCAUAUCAGCUGACUAAAAUUAAAUCAGGAAGGUGUUCCACAUAUGUUAUUAUCCUGCCUAUGGGACUUAAUUGAAGACUACAGAGUAUUGCUGUUUUUGCUGCCUAAGGGUUAACUACUGCUGCUAAAAAGGGAUUGGAUUUAAAAGUUGCCAAUCACUCCUAAAUAGUUACAGUGAGCGAAAAAAACGAGUGGAGAAUAAAUACAAAGAUGGUACAUGUGCUUCGCUAAAAGUACUAAACACUACCAGUAUCUACACAUAAACACAGACAGGGAAUAAAUAUGCUCUGUCUGCGCUCAAGCACAAAUGAAUAAAUAGCAGGGACUAUCUAUCAUACCAUCUCCAGAGCAGUUUUCUUUUCUCCUCCUGCAGCCAUGCUGUCUCAAAAUAGUCUCAAAAGCUAACGCUAGUCUGCAAGUUACAAACACGCACCACAAGACUUCAGGGGAUCUGUAGUUUCAUUGAUAAUUUCUACAGUCACAUGAGUAUGUUUGUGUAUGGAACAUGAGAGAUUAUAAAUAUGAUACUGUACUUUGCGAUCUCGCACUUAUAUUAAGCCAGCCUUGCUAAUAUGACUCAUUCACAUGACCUGCAAUGUACAUCGAAAAAUGUUUUGCAGAUCAGGGUUCCGCUCAUAUGUAUUAAAUAACAUCUCCUGCCAUAUUAGUAAGGAGGAAGAGGGUUAACCUGCUGUUAGUGUGGAGGAAGAGUUGCUCCGGUUCAGCAGUUCAGCUCACUUAGAGACAACGAAGGUUUGAUUUAUAGCUUUGUAGUGCCUGGAAAUAGAGGGGGGGUUGCUCCGUUUUAGGCUGCUGUAAAUCAAACCUUCCUUGUCUCUAACAGAGCUGAACCUGCACCGGAGCAACUCUUCCUCCUCACUAAGGUCAGCAGCACUAAAUCAACAAAAUACCGGAGCCUUUCAGGAAGUGCACGCACUGCAGAUUCUUCAGAUACCGCUCUAGAUAGGAAGGGAGGGAGGAGGCUGUGCUGUUCAUGCGUGAGUGGCAUUGUGGGAAAUGUAGUUUACUAACCUAAUGGCCUAGAAAGCCUCUAGCUGCACCGGUCUAAAUUUAGGUGUGGAUGGAUGCGGUUAGCGGCGGCCAGCAAGUGUAAGUGUGGCACAAAUGUAACAUGCAAUUUUCGGCCAGCUUGUCUCUCUUUCGGCCGAAAUAGGAUAGGCCCAUUUUCGGCCGAAAAUUUCGGUUGCCGAAAUUUCGGUGCAUCCCUACUUACGUCAAUUGCGUAUCCUAAUUUUUCAAUGGGAUUUCCCUGACACCGGUAUUACGAGUCUUCCUAAAAGUGAGCGGUACACCCUCUCCUGUCAAGACUCCUACCGCAUUUGAAAGUCAGUAGUUAAGAGUUUUAUGGGCUAACUCAGUAGUAUAAAACUCUUAACUAAAGUGCUAAAAAGUACACUAACACCAAUAAUCUACCUAUUAACCCCUAAACCGAACCCCCCCCACAUCGCAAACAGUUAAAUAAAAUUUGUAACCCCUAUUCUGCCGAACCGGACAUCGCCGCCACUUUAAUAAAUGUAUUAACCCCUAAACCGCUGCACUCCCGCCUUGCAAACACUAGUUAAAUAUUAUUAACCUGCCACCCCCAACGUCGCCGUAUCUAGGUUAUUGGCAUUCACUACCUCCUUUGGUAAUGAGUUCCACACGUUUAUUGCUCUUACAGUGAAAAAAUGUUUCCGUUGCAGGAGAUUAAAUCUCCUUUCCUCCAACCUUAAAUUGUGACUUCUGGUCACAAACAAUUUUCUUGGAAUAAACAGAGCUUCUGCCAUCUCUGUAUAUGGGCCAUGAAUAUAUUUAUAUAAAGUAAUCAUGUCACCUCUUAAGCGCCUUUUUUCUAAAGAAAACAAACCCAGUUUGGCUAGCCUCUCCUCAUAGGUUAAAUUCUCCAAUCCCCUUAUUAGCUUUGUGGCCCUUCUCUGGACUUUUUCUAGUUCUGCAAUAUCUUUUUUUGCGUUUGGUCCCCAGAACUGCACUCCAUACUCAAGGUGAGGUCUUACCAGGGCUUUAUAUAGUGACAGAAUUAUGCUUUCCUCACUUGAGUCAAUGCCUCUUUUAAUACAUGCUAGUAUCUUAUUAGCCUUUGAAGCUGCUGCCCUGCAUUGUGCACCCAUCUUUAGCUUGUUAUCUAUUACUACCCCCAAAUCCCUUUCCUCCUGUGUUUGGCUAAGUCUUGUCCCAUUUAAAUAAUACGUUGCCUGCUUAUUUUUACUUCCAAAAUGUAGAACCUUGCAUUUUCCCGUAUUAAAUCUCAUUUUCCAUUUACCUGCCCAUACGUCAAAUUUUUGCAGGUCCCUUUGUAACAAAAGUUCAUCCUGCUCUGACCUAAUAACCUUACUUAACUUAGUAUCAUCUGCAAAAAUAGAGAUGUCGCUAUUUAAUCCUAGCUCCAAGUCAUUUAUAAAAAUAUUAAAAAGAAUAGGGCCUAGCACUGAUCCCUGGGGUACUCCACUGAUUACCUUUGUCCAAUCUGAGUAUGAUCCAUUUACUACUACUCGUUGCUCCCUAUCUUUUAUCCAGUUAUUUAUCCACAAACUAACAUUUUCAGAUAUUCCCAGUCUCCUAAUUUUGUGCAUUAAAGGGACAGUUUACUCAAAACAUUUCUCCCCUUUAAUUUGUUCCCAAUGAUCCACUUUACCUGCUGGAGUGUAUUAAAUUGUUUACAAGUAGCUCCUUUACCCUUAUAUUGGCAUUUGAAAUAGUUGAUUUAGCAUGUGGUAUCCCCACCUAUUCUGAAAGUUUGUGGCCGCGCGUACCAGCUAUAGAUAAGCUUUGUAAACACAGCCAGCAGAAGAAAUUACACUCCCAGUGCGAUAUAGCAGAGAUAAGGUAAUACAAUGUUGAUUUUCCAUUGUUCUCUCAAAGUACUGGUGAUUGUUUUAAGGACAGAUAUAAGAUAAAGAAGCAGGUAUAUUUGCACAAUGUGAUACAGUAAUAAGAUCGGAUUAUACCUACAAGCUCAACCCAUUUUAUUAGGUUGUGGCUUCAAAACAAAAAAAUCAGAGCUUUAAUAUACACAAAUAAGCCUUAAAAGGCUAAUUUUCAUACAUUAUUUACUCUGCAGUUGGCAAAAAAAGCAAUUGUAAAACAUUAAGGGUAAAACUAUUUUACAGUAUACUGUCCCUUUAAUCUCUCAUGUGGCACUGUAUCAAACGCCUUUGCAAAAUCUAAGUAUAUCACAUCAACUGAUUCCCCUUUAUCUAUAUUUUUACUCACUUCCUCAUAGAAUCUAAUUAGAUUAGUUUGACAUGAUCUAUUUCUCCUAAAACCAUGUUGAUUAGAACUCAUAAUCUUGUUUACACGAAUAUGCUCAUCAAUAUAAUCCCUUAUAAUCCCUUCAAAUAUCUUCCCCACUAUUGAUGUCAGACUAACUAGUCUAUAGCUUCCUGGAUCAUCCCUACUUCCCUUUUUGAAGAGUGGCACCACAUCAGCUUUACGCCAAUCCUUGGGUACCAUGCCUGAGGAUAAUGAGUCUUGAAAAAUUAAGAGUAGAGGUUUGUCUAUAACAGUGCUAAGUUCCCUUAACACCCUUGGGUGUAUUCCAUCUGGGCCUGGAGUUUUAUUUACCUUAAAGGGCCAUUAUGCACUCAUUUUUUCUUUGCAUAAAUGUGUUGUAGAUGAUCUAUUUAUAAAGCCCAUAAAGUUUUUUCUUUUAAAAAAAAAAAAAUGUAUAAUUUUGCUUAUUUUUAAAUAACAUUGCUCUGAUUUUCAGACUCCUAACCAAGCCCCAAAGUUUUAUUUGAAUACCGUCAGCUACCUUCUCCAGCUUGCUCCUGUUUGUGUAAAGGGACUUUACAUAUGCAAAAGAAGGGGGAGGGGGAGUGUCUUAUUUCCCACUUGCAGUGGGCUUUACUACUGCCUUUUCAACAGAGCUAAUCUGAAAGCUUCUAAGUACGUUUUUAAACCAUUUUAUACUGGAUUUUUAUAUCAGUAUCUGUGCAUCUUAUUCUUUAUAGUAGUGUCUAUUACAUGCAGUUAUAUGAAAAUGAGUGUAUACUGUCCCUUUAAUAUUAUCCAAUUUGUUUCUGAUAUCCUCUAUACAUAAACCAAUUAAUGGUAUGGGCUGGCAUGUUCUAUUUUGUUCCAAAGUAUCAUCCAAUGGUUCCUCUCUUGUGUAUACUGAAGAAAAAAACUGGUUUAGUAUCUCAGCCUUCUCCCUGUCACUGUUAAUCAUGCUACCCUCCCCGCAUUUUAAUGUACCUAUAUUGUCUUUCUUAGAUUUUUUGCUAUUUAUGUACUUAAAGAACCUUUUAGGGUUAGAUUUAGAAUCCUUUGCAAUUCAUUUUUCAUUUUCAAUUUUGGCUAAUUUGAUUGCUUUUUUUGCAUGAUUUGUUAUAUUCUUUAUAAAUAUGGAAUUUUGAGUCUGUAAUAUUUUCUUUGAAUAAUUUAAAUGCCCUACGUUUUUUCCUAAUUUCUCUUAACACAUUUAUAUUCAGCCACAUUGGCUUGGAUUUUUUAUUUUUAUAACCAUAUGGUAUUUGUUAAUAUGUAUAUUUAUUUAACAAAGUUUUAAAUGUUAUCCAUUUAUCCUCUGUAUUUUUAUUAGAGAAUACUUUGUCCCAAUUUAUAUUAUUUAAUGAUUUCCUUAAAUCGUUGAAUUUUGCUUAUAAUUAAACGUCUUGGUUAAACCUUUAAGACACUGCUUAUGAAAAGAAAUUUCAAAUGUGACCAUGUUAUGAUCACUGUUACCCAAAUGUUCUUUGACUUCUAUGUUUGAUAUUAUAUCUGUAUUAUUUGAUAGCACUAAAUCCAAUAUAGCUUUACUCCUAGUUGGCUCCUCUAUUAAUUGUGAGAAGAAGUUAUCCCUGAGAACAUUUAUAAAUCUAUCCCCCUUAGCUGAAUUACUAUUUUCAUUGGCCCAGUUUAUAUCAGGGUAGUUAAAAUCUCCCAUAAUUACAGCACUGUUAUUAGCAGCCUUACCUAUUUGUAUUAGUAGUUGAGUUUCAUCCAAGUCACUAAUGUUGGGGGGCUUGUAGCAUGUUCCUAUUAAUAUUUUUUUAGGAUUUGUCCCCCCACUCUUUAUUUCCACCCACAGGAUCUCUACAUUGUCGCCUGUAUCACAAAUAUCUUCCCUUAUUGUAGGUUUAAGGUUAGGUUUAAUAUACAUGCAGAUUCAUCCACCCCUUUUCUUAUUUCUGUCCCUCCUAAAUAAAGUAUACCCCUCUAAGUUAACUGCCCAGUUAUGUGAAUCAUCCCACCAAGUUUCAGUUAUACUGAUAACAGCAUAGUCCUCUUCUGCAACUAAGAGCGUCAGCUCCCCCAUUUUACCUGUCAUGCUUCUUGCAUUUGUUGACAUAUAUUUAAUUUUCAUGUGCUUUCUGCUGAUACUUGGUGUGCUUUCCUCCAUACUUUAUAAUGUGAUACUUCUUAAGUCAUCUCUUCCUUGAGAUAUUAAAGGACUAACAGAUUCACA
This is a messenger RNA of Bombina bombina (fire-bellied toad), 22429 nucleotides long. Its product is annotated as intercellular adhesion molecule 5. Gene Ontology annotation, biological process: cell adhesion. The transcript is spliced from 7 exons. The coding region runs from base 184 to 1812 and encodes 542 amino acids. Gene Ontology annotation, molecular function: integrin binding. The record is from RefSeq and is a predicted model, not a curated record. NCBI's taxonomy places the organism in Eukaryota, Metazoa, Chordata, Amphibia, Anura, Bombinatoridae.